UGCUGAAUGUUCUUUUGCUGUUGGUUACAGUAGCUGAAUUCAGUGAUUCUCAAACACAUAAUUCAGGUUUUCCUCAAGUUCUUCCAAACAGGCAGCAGUUCUUUCAAUCAGAGGCUGUCACUAUCAGCUGUGAACGGCUAAAUGGGCUGACUGGAUGGAGAGUGAUUAAAAAGAUAAAUGGAGAUGUUAGACCAUGUGCUUCAAACUGGGAAACAUCGAUUGGACCUUGCAAAAUUAGUAAUGCAUAUCCAUCAGCUGACAGUGGAGAAUACUGGUGUGAACAUGGAGGAAUACAAAAAAGCAACUCUGUCAAUGUCACUGUAACUGAUUUAGAGAGUCGUGUGAUCCUGGAGAUUCCUCCCCAACCUGUAACGCAGGGAGAAAACGUGACCUUACAUUGUAGAAAAAAGGAUGCAAACUCCAACUACACUGCGAAAUUCUAUAAAAAUGGCAUCUCCACUGGGAGCAGCUCAUCAGGAAACAUAAUGAUUCCCACUGUAUCCAAAUCUGAUGAAGGACUUUACAAAUGUAGCAUUGCUGAUGCUGGAGAAUCACCAGAGAGCUGGCUAACUGUUGGAAGUCAUCCUACAGUGCCUUACUUAGAGAUCUACCUGGUGCUCUGCAUUGGUUUGGGUGUUUUAUUGGUGGUCAUUCUGCUAAUAUUGGUAGGAGUGUUUCAACGUAAUAAACAUCAACAAACCAUCAGUAAUCACACAGAAGAAACUUCUUUGACACCAGGUGCUCAAAAUUCUACUGCCUCCUUCCGGUCUCCCUCUUCUGCACAAACAGGUCAGGAAGGCCAACAUUUGUUUAGGAAUAAAAAACAUGAACUUCAAAUCUACAGGAUCAUGGAAAUUAGAAACACAGUCCUUUAGUAAACCAUAUACCCUAGGACAUGCACCUGCCAUUGUAUUGUUUGGUCUGUGA
Messenger RNA from Haplochromis burtoni (Burton's mouthbrooder), 927 nucleotides. RefSeq lists its product as uncharacterized. NCBI's taxonomy places the organism in Eukaryota, Metazoa, Chordata, Actinopteri, Cichliformes, Cichlidae. The record is from RefSeq and is a predicted model, not a curated record. Gene Ontology annotation, molecular function: transmembrane signaling receptor activity. Gene Ontology annotation, biological process: cell surface receptor signaling pathway. The transcript has 5 exons. The annotation marks the transcript as partial.